Podarcis raffonei (Aeolian wall lizard) is the source of this 3900-nucleotide messenger RNA. It is a transcript of the gene NPR2, whose product is annotated as natriuretic peptide receptor 2. The transcript has 22 exons. Lineage: Eukaryota; Metazoa; Chordata; Lepidosauria; Squamata; Lacertidae. Bases 96 to 3335 code for a protein of 1079 amino acids. Gene Ontology annotation, biological process: receptor guanylyl cyclase signaling pathway; cGMP biosynthetic process; intracellular signal transduction. Gene Ontology annotation, molecular function: guanylate cyclase activity; protein kinase activity; natriuretic peptide receptor activity. Gene Ontology annotation, cellular component: membrane. The record is from RefSeq and is a predicted model, not a curated record.
GCAGCAGCAGCGAAGCGAAGGAGGUGGUGGCGAGCGGCCCCCGGGCAGCCACGCAGCAGCCCAGCGGAGCAGACUCCCUCCCCGCGCGCCCCGCCAUGGCCUCGCCAACGACGUCGCUGCUGGUGGUCGCCGCCGUGGCCCUGUCGCUGUCGGCCGCCUCGUCGGGCCUGGGCGAGGGCGCCAACGGGAGCGCGGCCGCGACGGUGGUGACGGUGGCCUUGGUGCUGCCCGAGCACAACCCCAGCUACCCGUGGGCCUUGCCGCGGGUGGGCCCCGCCGUGCGCCUGGCCCUCGAGGCGCUGGAGCCGGCGCUGCGGGCCGCCGGGCUGUCGAUGCGCACCGUCAACGCCACGUCGGAGCUGAACGGCGCCUGCUCGGAGUCGGUGGCGCCGCUCCAGGCCGUGGACCUGAAGCUCUACCACGACCCGGACGUGCUGCUGGGGCCCGGCUGCGUCUACCCGGCCGCCUCGGUGGGGCGCUUCGCCUCGCACUGGGGCCUGCCGCUCCUCACGGCCGGCGCCGUCGCCUCGGACUUCAGCCACAAGAAGGAGCAUUACACCACGCUGGUGCGCACCGGCCCGUCCGCGCCCAAGCUGGGCGCCUUCGCGGCCCUCCUGCACGAGCGCUUCAACUGGAGCUCCCGCGCCGCGCUCCUCUACGUCGACCGAAAGACCGACGACCGGCCCUUCUACUUCACCAUCGAGGGCGUCUACCAGGAGCUCCGCCACGCCGGCCUCACCGUCGGCUACCACAUCUACGCGCCCCGAGACAACGGCAGCAGCAGCAGCAACGCGGGCGGCGCCGCCGCAGACGAUGGCGGCGGCCCGGACACCGCCGUGCAGUUCAUCCGGGCCAACGGGCGAGUCAUCUACAUCUGUGGGCCGCUGGAGAUGCUGCACCAGAUCCUGCGCCUGGCGCAUUACGAGAGCAUGACCCUGGGAGACUACGUCUUCUUCUACGUGGACGUCUUUGGAGAAAGCCUGCGAGCCGAGGGCAACCGGGAAGCGGGCAAGCCCUGGCAGAGCAAGGAGGGCCAGGACCCAGGAGGCCUCAAGGAGGCCUUCCGAACGGUGCUGGUGAUCACCUACCAUGAGCCCCAGAACCCAGAAUACCAGAGUUUCCAGAGCCAGCUGAUCCUUCGUGCCCGGAGGGAGUCCAACGUGGAGCUCAAUGACUCGCUGAAGAACCUUGUGGCCGGCUGCUUCCAUGACGGGCUCCUCCUCUACGCCAUGGCCCUGAACGAGACGCUGCAAGAGGGCGGCACCAAGCGCAACACCAGCCGCAUCCUGGAGAAGAUGAAAGGGCGCAAGUUCCAGGGGGUCACUGGGACAGUCAGCAUGGAUGACAACAAUGACCGUGACACAGACUUCAACUUGUGGGCCAUGGCGGAUGUGGAGAGUGGCAAAUUCCAGGUAGUGGGGCACUAUGUGGGAGCAGAGAAGCAGAUGAACUGGCUGGGAGCCAUCCCCUGGGUGAAGGGGGCACCGCCGCUGGACAACCCCCCCUGCUUUGACAUGGACGACCCCUCCUGUGACAAAAGUCCCCUCAACACGCUGGCCAUUGUGGCGCUGGGCGCGGGACUCACCUUCCUCAUGUUUGGCGUCUCCAGCUUCCUGAUCUUCAGGAAGCUGAUGCUGGAGAAGGAGCUGGCCAGCAUGCUGUGGCGGAUCCGCUGGGAUGAGCUCCAGUUCGGGAGUUCAGAGCGCUACUACAAGGGGGCUGGGAGCCGCCUCACUCUCUCCCUGCGUGGCUCCAGUUACGGCUCCCUGAUGACAGCACAUGGCAAAUACCAGAUUUUCGCCAACACCGGGCUCUUCAAGGGGAACGUCGUGGCCAUCAAGCACGUCAACAAGAAGAGGAUUGAGCUGACCCGCCAGGUCCUCUUCGAGCUGAAACACAUGCGGGACGUGCAGUUCAACCACUUGACGCGCUUCAUCGGAGCCUGCAUUGACCCGCCCAACAUCUGCAUUGUGACUGAGUAUUGCCCCCGGGGCAGCUUGCAGGACGUCCUGGAGAAUGAGAGCAUCAACCUGGACUGGAUGUUCCGCUAUUCACUCAUCAAUGACAUUGUCAAGGGCAUGGCUUUCCUGCACAACAGCAUCAUUGGCUACCAUGGGAGUCUCAAGUCGUCCAACUGCGUGGUGGACAGUCGCUUCGUUCUCAAGAUCACGGAUUAUGGCCUGGCUAGUUUCCGGCAGAGCACUGAGAGCGAGGGCAACCAUGCCCUGUAUGCCAAGAAGCUGUGGACGGCCCCAGAGCUGCUGCAAAAGGGGCCUCUGGUCCUCUCCCCACUGGCCAUGCAGAAGGCCGAUGUCUACAGCUUUGGGAUCAUCCUUCAGGAGAUUGCACUGCGCAACGGAGCCUUCUACAUCGAGGGCAUGGACCUCAGCCCCAAGGAGAUCGUGCAGAAGGUGCGCAACAGCCAGAAGCCCCACUUCCGCCCCACGGUGGACCUGCGGCUGCACAGCGAGGAGUUGGCCCUCCUGAUGGAGCGCUGCUGGGCGCAGGAUCUGACCGAGCGGCCCGACUUCGCCCAGAUCAAGAUCUUCAUCCGGAGGUUCAACAAGGAAGGGAGCGCCAGCAUCCUGGACAACCUGCUCUCUCGCAUGGAGCAGUACGCCAACAACCUGGAGAAACUGGUGGAGGAGCGCACCCAGGCGUACCUGGAGGAGAAGCGCAAGGCCGAGAACCUGCUCUACCAGAUCCUCCCCCACUCGGUGGCUGAGCAGCUCAAGCGUGGGGAGACGGUCCAGGCCGAAGCUUUUGACUGCGUCACCAUCUACUUCAGCGACAUCGUGGGCUUCACCUCCCUGUCGGCCGAGAGCACCCCUAUGCAGGUGGUGACCCUCCUCAACGACCUCUACACCUGCUUCGAUGCCAUCAUUGAUAACUUUGACGUCUACAAGGUGGAGACGAUUGGUGACGCCUACAUGGUGGUGUCGGGGCUGCCGGUCCGGAACGGGAAGCUGCACGCCCACGAGAUUGUCCGCAUGGCGCUAGCUCUCCUCGAGGCCGUCAAGACCUUUCACAUCCGGCACCGGCCCAACGAGCAGCUGCGCCUUCGCGUUGGCAUCCACUCGGGGCCUGUGUGCGCAGGUGUGGUGGGCCUCAAGAUGCCCCGCUACUGCCUCUUUGGGGACACCGUCAACACAGCGUCGCGCAUGGAGUCCAGCGGCGAGGCCUUGAAGAUCCACGUCUCCAGCACCACCAAGGAGAACCUGGACGAGUUUGGCUGCUUUGAGCUGGAGCUGAGGGGGGAUGUGGAGAUGAAGGGGAAGGGCAAGCUGCGCACCUAUUGGCUGCUGGGCGAGAAGAAGAAGAACGUGGUCAUCUGAUGUGGCUCCUCCCCCUCCUGUGACUCCUCCCACUUACGGGUACCGGGCAGCAGGCUCCUCCCACCGCCAAGAGCCACCGAAACCCCCCUUUGCCUUGGAGCAAUAAGGCCCCCCCCCCAGCCAUGAGAGACAGGCGGGCGGACGGAGAGAAGGAAGCACUUGGAGCCAUAUCGUCCCCCGGCCAUGAGAGGAAAGAGAGAGAGAGAGGAAGAUGGGGCAGGAGGGGCAGGAUGAGAGCGCCCCCCCCCCGGGAUGUGCCCAGGGCUGGGUCUUGCCACCUCCUCCAUCCCUUGCCCCCGCCCAGACCAAGAUGCGCCAGCAAGGAGGCCCCAGGAGCCCAGGGAGAGGCAGCGCACCUCUCGGAGCACGGAUCAUCCCAGGCCGCUUGUGCUCCCCACGCCCAGCCGGGGGGCUGGCUGGUUCCUGACCCCCCCCCCUUGCAGAUGGGAUCCUGCACCACAACUCAGCCGGCUGAGCCAACCCAGAGCGCCGCUGUUCCUCCCCCCUCCCUCCGGGUGUAAAUAUAGUGCAAAAUAUUUUGUCGAAAUACAGACUUUUUAACCUG